This is a messenger RNA of Aphis gossypii (cotton aphid), 2443 nucleotides long. RefSeq names its product gamma-tubulin complex component 3 homolog. The transcript is spliced from 15 exons. Lineage: Eukaryota; Metazoa; Arthropoda; Insecta; Hemiptera; Aphididae. The record is from RefSeq and is a predicted model, not a curated record. The coding region runs from base 92 to 2317 and encodes 741 amino acids. Gene Ontology annotation, cellular component: spindle pole; equatorial microtubule organizing center; gamma-tubulin small complex. Gene Ontology annotation, biological process: cytoplasmic microtubule organization; microtubule nucleation; meiotic cell cycle. Gene Ontology annotation, molecular function: gamma-tubulin binding; microtubule minus-end binding.
UUUGAUAAAAAUUAAUGUUAAUUAAUUCAGACUUAUUUUAUUAUUGUAAAUAGUUGUAAAAUAACAUCGAAUAAUAUUUGUAAUAAUUAAAAUGAUCGAUUCAGAUGAAUAUUUUGGAAAUACUUUUACAGAUGAAUUAUAUCAAAUUAUUUACACACAAAUAUUCAAAAGCCAUCAAGGGCAAACAAAUCGAAUUGAUAACAUAAUUAUGGAACAAUUACAAUCACCCCAAAAAGAACAGUUUAUAUCACUGUUCAUUGAAUUGAAAACCAAAAAUGACCCAUUAGACACGAAUUAUGUACUUCGACUUUGUCACAAAUUAUUAGAACAGAAAAAAUCAAAUGAGUCAUUAUCAUAUACUGAUCAAAUUAAUAACCAAAAUAAACUUGGUCAUCAACAUUUUGGACAAACACAACUUAAGGUUGAUAAACGGGAUCGAAAUGAAACUUACGGUUUAAUUGGCGAUAAUAAUGACAAUUUUUCUUUACCAGCAAAUAGAAUGAACUUUUCGAUAGGAGAUAAAUAUUUAGGCACACGAAUAAAAUGUGGACGAGAACUGCUUUUAAAUCUGACUCAAUAUGACCAAGACAUUAAAUGGAUGGAAUCAGACAAAGAAACCGCGCUCAUAACAAUUCCAAAUUUAGAAUUUGUGAUAAAACAUGUCAAUGAACUUGGACGUCUACAUAAAAUUAUCAAAGACUACAUAAACACCGACAGCGAACACACCGGUAGUGUAGCCAAAGCUUUAAGAUUUAGCUUACAAGAAAAAAUGAAUUUAUACUACGUAUACGUAAAUAAUUGGUUACGUGCCAACCUUGAGGUAUUAGAACAUUCUAAGGAUAACUUACGCGCCUUCAUCCCUUUAGACCAUAAUGUUCUGAUAAGGUUCAAGUGUCUAGCGAAAGUUGUACAGAAUGCUAAAGGCAAGAGUGGUUGCAAUUUAAUAUCGUCGGUGAUUCAUUCCAGUAUUCGUGAAAUUGAAAAUAAAAUGUUUAAUGAGAUCACCAAACCCAUACAGGAAAAGAUUCUCCGUUGGAUGAUAGACGGCGAAAUAGAAGAUAAACAUGGUGAAUUUUUUAUAGAAGAAAAUUUGUCUGAAAAUUAUUGGAAUAACAGCCACACAUUAAGUUCAACUAACACGUUAGAUUUUCUAAGCGAAUACCAGUUAAACGAAAUAUAUCAAACAGGAAAAAACAUGAAAUUACUGUUAAAAAUGUUUAGUCCAAAGAUAAAAACAAAAAUUGAAAAACUUAGAGAAAAUAUCAAAAUCCUAGCUUCCAAUGAAGACGGACUCAAUAUUAUGUUGUCUGACAAAUGUAGCAAGACAUCAAAAAUAAUAUCUGAUUCGUGUGACCAAUCGUCUGCUUUAUUAAUGGAAGUGUUAAUCGAUGACUAUGAUUUGUAUCAACACUUCGAAGGAUUUCGAAAUUACAUGUUACUUGGUCGAGGAGAUUUUUACACUUAUGUAAUACACGAGUUGGAACCAUAUUUUGGAAAUAGUGAACUUUACAAUUAUCAAUUGAAAGAUAUUAUUAAAAAUGCUUAUGUUUUAACGUCUGCCGGAAAUGAUAGUAAGAAACUGUUUAAUAACCUGAAAUAUAGAAUCGAUAUAACCGAAAAGGUAAACUGGGAUAGUAUCAAAUUUGAGUACAAGACUGAUGAACCUUUAAAUCACAUAUUCGGUCCUUGCCUUAGCCAUUAUGCGAAUGUUUUUCAAUUCCUAUGGCGACUGAAAAAUGUAGAUUGGAUAACACAUAAAAUAUGGCAUGAACUUUCUAAUUUCGUAAAAACAUCAUUCAACAUGAUUGAACUGAAAUCGGUCUUGAGAAAUAUAAACGCAUUUCUGUCAAAUAUGUUGAGCUGUGUAAACGAAAUUCAAAACUUUAUGUUCGAAAUGAUCCACGACGAAUGGGAACAGUUCAAAAGUGAAAUCCAUAGAGCUACGUGUGUCAAAACGAUUACGGAUGCUCAUAUGUCAUUUUUAGAAUCAAUUACGAAGUGUAUGGAAGACGGAUCCGUGUCUUUGGUCGCGUAUGUUGAAUCGUUGAAAAUACACUCCAAAAGGUUUUCUAAUGUUUUCUAUUGUUUCAUUGAUAUGACGGAAUUGUUGUCCGAAAACCCAAAGACAAGAACGUAUGGCGCACUUCACGAAGAAAUGAUAAACGACUUUAUGUACAAUUUCAGAGAUAUAAAAAAUCAAUAUGAGAUGGAACUCUGCGACUUUUUGAUAAAACUUAAGGGUAGCGCAAUACGAGGUCUGGGAACACUAGCCUUGAGGAUCGACUUUAACGGCUAUUACUCUUCCAACGAGAAUUGAAAACAUUGGACUAGAAUGUAUAUAAUCGUGGAUUAGUUGCGAGUAGUAUAAGCUGGUACCAAUAUAAAAUGAGAUCAUUUAUUUAUUUAUUUAUUUUUUGAAAAAUACAUGAACAUAACUUUUGAU